Setaria italica (foxtail millet) is the source of this 1606-nucleotide messenger RNA. Its product is annotated as dihydroorotase, mitochondrial. Gene Ontology annotation, cellular component: chloroplast; cytoplasm. Gene Ontology annotation, molecular function: dihydroorotase activity. The transcript is spliced from 8 exons. The coding region runs from base 212 to 1423 and encodes 403 amino acids. Lineage: Eukaryota; Viridiplantae; Streptophyta; Magnoliopsida; Poales; Poaceae. The record is from RefSeq and is a predicted model, not a curated record. Gene Ontology annotation, biological process: 'de novo' pyrimidine nucleobase biosynthetic process; pyrimidine nucleotide biosynthetic process.
ACGAGCGGGUUCCGGUUUCUCUCGUCUUCCGCAAUCCUACCCAGUCGCCGCCGGCGGCGGCGGCCUGUGCGCCGCGAACCGAGCUGAGGACAACCAUUCCGCCGCCACCGGCCUCCGCGCGAAUCAACCGAGGAUAACCACGCCGCCUCCGCCGGCUUCCAACCAGAAAUUCGAUCCUUCUGUGAUUUGUGAACACAGUUUUGGGAAGCCAAUGCAGGCCGCCUCCACCACCACCACCGUCCGCACGCACACGCACACGAAUCCUCUGUCGGCCUCCUUCCUCCAGCUGCCUCCUCCUCGCCGCGUCAGCUUCCACGCUUCUCCGCGCCUGAGCCUGAGGGCGACUGCCAUGGCAGCCACGUCGCAGCAGCAGGAGGAGCAGCUGAUCAUCACGCGCCCCGACGACUGGCACCUCCACGUCCGUGAAGGCAGCGUCCUCGAGGCUGUGCUGCCACACAGCGCGAGGCAUUUUGGGAGGGCCAUCAUCAUGCCCAACUUGAAGCCUCCGGUGACCACGACGGCGCGCGCGCUGGAGUACAGGGAGGAGAUCAUGAAGGCGCUGCCACCCGGGAGUAGCUUUGAGCCACUCAUGACCCUUUACCUCACGGACAACACUAGCCCAGAGGAGAUCAAACUCGGAAGAAAGAGUGGUGUAGUCUUUGCUGUGAAGCUGUAUCCUGCCGGAGCAACUACCAAUUCCCAAGAUGGUGUCACUGAUAUUGGGAAAUGCAUGCCUGUCUUCGAGGAGAUGGUCAGACAGGAAAUGCCCUUGCUUGUUCAUGGAGAAGUCACGGAUCCGCAUGUUGACACAUUUGACCGUGAGAAGGUUUUCAUUGAUAGAAUAUUGGCACCACUUGUACAAAAACUUCCACAGCUGAAAAUAGUCAUGGAACAUAUCACAACUAUGGAUGCAGUGAACUUCAUAGAAUCAUGUGAAGAAGGUCAUGUUGCUGCGACAGUGACUCCCCAGCAUCUCCUCCUCAACAGGAACGCUUUAUUUCAGGGUGGCUUGCAGCCACACAAUUACUGCUUGCCAGUACUGAAAAGAGAGACUCAUAGACAAGCUAUUCUAUCUGCUGUAACAAGUGGGAGUAAACGGUACUUUCUUGGCACUGACAGUGCUCCCCAUGAUAAACGGAACAAAGAACGUUACUGUGGAUGUGCAGGAAUAUACAGUGCUCCUGUUGCCUUGUCCCUUUACGCGAAGGUAUUUGAAGAGGCUGGUGCCCUAGAUAAGUUAGAAGCAUUUACGAGCUUCAAUGGCCCUGAUUUUUAUGGCCUCCCAAGGAACACUUCAAAGAUUGUCCUGAAAAAGAGUGCCUGGAAGGUUCCUGCAACCUAUACAUACAGUUCAGGGGAGAUUGUGCCCAUGUUUACCGGCUGCACCCUUAAAUGGCUUCCAUCUGAUCAGACCGAAGAAUAAACAAUAUUGUUUACUUGGGAAAAUCAAUUCCAUUUGUUUCCCCCUUUCUGUUAGAAUCAGCAUAGCAAACUACGUUGAAUUCUUCAAGGCUAGUUUAGCGAGAAUAACAUAUUGAAAGCAACGGCGAAAUGUUUGCUUGUUGAGCUGUUAUAUUAUAUCCUUUUGGGAUUGCAGACUUCGUAA